AUGCCUAUCUCAAUGGCCAGCACCUACGGCCUUCUGUUCGCGUUGAUCGCCCUCACACUCGCUGCACCUCAGCCAGCUUUGGAUGCCAGGCAAGACACCAUUACAUCGUCUGCAACAUGUUCUGCAGCGGCGACAGUCUCUGCAGAAGCUGCAUGUAUUUCCGGUAGAGGUACUGCGUUUGUGGAAAGCGUGUGCUCCGACCUCACGUCGACUGCUGUCGAAUACAGCACUACCAUAGUUCCGCGUACCACUACUAGAACUUUAACGGUUGCCACGAGCUACACUUCCACACGCACCCGCAGUUACUCCAGAUCCACUACAGUCAGAACAACAAUCACCUACACUAGCACUGUGAGGGUAACAAGCGGCACCACGACGAGCAUUGCCGGCACGGUCACUACUGGCAUUGUCAGGACCUCAACCCAGUACACCUGUCCCAACUCUGCCACUUCCGCAGUCUUCCCAACGACUGCGAGUUCUGACGAUACGUCGGGCAUGAAGCGUCGGCAAGCCUCAUCCACUUGCUUCCCAUACUUCCGCACGCAAUAUGGACUGGAGGGCAUUAUUCAAGCUUGCAGGUGUCUUCGUCCGUCCUCUGCUAUUGCCACCACGACAAUCACAUUGUCUGCCAGAGCCACAAGCGGUACCACCACUGCCUCCAUCACCGCAGGCGGCCGUAGCACGACCAGGACAACAACUACGAUCACCUCUACACGUGUAAUCACUGCCAGCGAUGUCACAUCAACCACGAUUCGCGUUGUCGUUCCGAGCAUCACUACCGUCAGAUCGACCAGCAUCACCACAGUCACUUCCGCCUAUCCACUUCCCACCGGUCGCUUCCGCAUCUUCAUGAAUAUUGGGGGCCAGAAGCUUUACGGCAGAAACACCCAAGCCGCCAGUAAUACCAGCGGUACAGACGUUAUCGCGCUUUCACCAGGCAGAUCGGGUGCAUCUUCUUGGGGAUUCAACCCGCUCAUGAACCUGAUCUUAGCUGCUGCCCAGCUCAAGAUCGCUGUCGAGCAAAACACUUGGGACGUGCCAUUCGUUUACUUAGUACCUGGCAACUUGCCUGUACCAGAUCCAUGGACGGCUCCAACCUUUGCUCCUUGCAAUGGCACAUUGGUUCCCACUGGAAGUCAAUCGAACUACAUCUUUGCCGCAUGCUUCUCCGGUAAUUCACCUAACCGCCGCCUCGCCUUUGGCGCUCCAGGUGUCUGGAACGACAAUGUCAACAGAGACCAAGGCGAUGCAGCAGAAGCCGUGAACAAUGGAACUUGCGUGACGGGAAAUCUGGGAAUCGAGGCUGUCUCUGGUUCGUUGACUCCGAUUCCAGGCUCCGGGUCCUCUACGACUUCACAGACGACAACCUCCGACACUACUUCUUCAUCCUCAUCUACCACUACCACCUCCGAGUCGACUACAGACGACUCGGUAUUCCCGACUGGUCCUCUCGCUCGGACUGCUCCAGGCUACUGAAAGCACCACAAAUGGAAGGGGGGUGUAAGAACGGCUGGCCAUCAAAAAGUCCCGAAAGGUAAGGAAAAUUUCAAGGCAUGUUUUGAAAAAAGGCAACAAAC
Molecule: messenger RNA, 1577 nt
Organism: Sphaerulina musiva SO2202
Lineage: Eukaryota; Fungi; Ascomycota; Dothideomycetes; Mycosphaerellales; Mycosphaerellaceae
Exons: 6
Coding region: 1-1476 (491 amino acids)
Source: RefSeq, a predicted model, not a curated record